CAUCUGGCGAUUCAAAGUAGCAAUAUCGACCGUUUCCGCCAACUUUUGAGGACAUUCAUUUCGCUUUCAUAACUAUUUCAAGAUUCUCCUCAGCUUUCGUGAAUGGGCGAUGUGAUUUCAGACGACAGAACGUGGAUGGUGGCCAACUACGUCGUUGUUGCAGGAAGCACAUUAUGGAUCGCCGAAUUUAUUGAAACAUUGCCCACGGAGAUUGAUUCAAUAUGGGUGAAUCGGAAAACCACCGGAACUUCAAUGUUAUUCCUCAUGAAUAGAUACAUGUUCCUCUUGGGUUUGAUAUUUCAGGCGCUAAGGGUGUUACCAGGAAAUGGGACAAACAAGGAUAAUCGACGGGUUGUAUUCACUUUUGCAAUGUGUGACCUCUGCUAUAACAAACAUCCUUUUUGCUCUGAGAAUUUAUGCGAUAUAUAACAAGAACCGAUUUGUUCUCAUAUCAUCUCUUACAAUGAUAUUUUUUAUCUUCAUCUUUGAAGUUUUGGUAGAAGCACUUGAGC
Lentinula edodes (shiitake mushroom) is the source of this 512-nucleotide messenger RNA. RefSeq lists its product as uncharacterized. Lineage: Eukaryota; Fungi; Basidiomycota; Agaricomycetes; Agaricales; Omphalotaceae. The coding region runs from base 103 to 429 and encodes 108 amino acids. The record is from RefSeq and is a predicted model, not a curated record. The transcript is spliced from 6 exons.